This is a messenger RNA of Stereum hirsutum FP-91666 SS1, 2100 nucleotides long. RefSeq names its product HbrB-domain-containing protein. Gene Ontology annotation, cellular component: TORC2 complex. Bases 124 to 1914 code for a protein of 596 amino acids. Gene Ontology annotation, biological process: TORC2 signaling. The transcript is spliced from 6 exons. The record is from RefSeq and is a predicted model, not a curated record. NCBI's taxonomy places the organism in Eukaryota, Fungi, Basidiomycota, Agaricomycetes, Russulales, Stereaceae.
CAGCCGUCGUCCACGCUCGUGGCAACGCGGGUCGUUCGUCGUGUCCGACGACAAACUAGCGACUCCUCUUCGUUCUGAACACACUCGCCCCUGUCUGCAAAUAAAUAGGGGAUUAAAUAGGCCAUGGAACGGCCAGCGGCUAUCUCGACACGAAGGUCAUACGACAGCGACGAGACGCCGAGAGCGCCGUCGCGAGGGAUAGCGGCGCUGUCGUCGACCGAGCGGGAGCGGGAACGAGACGGGUCGUCCAAGAGGCUCGCCAUCUUCGGUGACAAGCUCUCGUCGCAGUCGCCCGCCAUCUCCCGCGCCUCUCCAGUCCCGUCCCAACUACAUCUCCUCCAGCCGCCACCGCGUACUACAUCCCACUCCCGGCGUGACUCUUCUCUGUCCCUCAACAGCCUCAGAGACGCCACAGCAUCGCCUUUGCUAAUGGCCUCUGGCACCCCGUCCAAGGUCCACCAGUCCCCGUCAAAGGGUUCUACCCGGACCUAUGAUGCUAAACUCGUCUCGAGGGAGAUGCAUCGUCUCGGCAAUCUCGCACAUCUACCCUCUUCCUUAGCCCCCGCCUUGUCCUCUUCCUCAUCUACCACUCUCAACGCUACACCCAUGCCCGCAGCGAACAGUGCAUCCAACUCGUCCGCCGAUAACCCGUGGGGAAUGCUUCACGUCCUUGUCUUGCCCCUCUUUAACGGCGAGCCGCUCAGAGUACCCAUUGAAGACCUUAAUACUUUAGUGAAGCGCCACAUACAGACCGUCAUGUCGAACCCGUCGAAGGCCAUCUCCACCCUUGAAGCCGAGGCUUCGGAGCUCAUAGCGUCUGGCAUGGACACUCUGAACGGAAAGCUCGCGGGGUUGGACGACGAGAAACUCGUGGCACGAGUCGUCGGCAUCUGGGGAUUCUUCUGGGAUCAGGUCUUGCCCUACGUCGAAGGAGUCCUCCUCCCUCUACAAACGGAACCAAUCCUCGCCACUCUGUACCGCACACCAAAGACCCAUCGGAACUCCUCACCAUCGCGUCAGAACGGCAAAGGCUCGAUGAACAUGACUUCCCAUCUCCCCCACUCUCCAUACCCAAUCGACGUCCGAACUCUCGCUCUCCGUUCCUUCCGAGACAAAGUCAUCCUGCCCCUAUUCUCCCAACUCAACGCGCUCCUAAACUCACCAAAACAAUCCGCCUUCACCGAGAGCCACACCUACCCGCGGCUCCAACAAAUGCUCCUCGUCCUCGUCUCCCAAGGCCGCCGCCCCCAAACCUCCCUAUCCCUCACCGCCCCAGCGCCCCAACCCACCCCCGGCGAAGCAGCCGUAACCCACCUCCUCCUCCUCGUCCGCGCCUCCACCGGCGCCCGUCUCUCCCUCGGGAUGACCCAUGGCCACCCCCGCCAAGCCCGAGCCCCGUCCUUCCUCUCCGCCGCCAUCCCCCGCGAUCGACGCGGUCGUAUAGCGCAACGUCCCCGGCCGCGUCCGAUGUCCCUGCCGCUUAACCCUGAAGUAUCGUCGGGCGAUGAUUUGGACGAGUUGGAUGGAGGGGGCGAGACGCCGAGGACGGGGUAUGCGGGGGCGGGGGUGGGGGCGACAUUAGGAGGAGGGGGAGGAGGGAGGGAGAGGGAGAGGGAUAGAGAGUUUUUGGAGGCGUUGAAGAGUCCGGAUCCGAAGAUGGCGGGGAGCGGGAACGGGAACGGUGCGGGGACGAAUGGGGGAGAGCGGGGGAGGGCGAGUAUGGGUGGGUGGGGGCUUGGGGCGUUUAAUGAGGAGGGGAAGGAUAAGGAUAAAGAUAAGGAGGAGGAUGAGGAAGAGGAUCAGAUGGAUUGGGAUCAGGCUCAGGCCGUCGUCGAGCGUAUGGUAGGCAUGAAGCCAAACGAUGCCACACCCACAGGUCCCACGCAUCCCGAACCUCGUCGAAGACCUGCCUGACAACCCGUCGUGGUUGUGUUUCGUGUACGCUAUUUCUUGUCGCUUUCAUAUGCUUUUUUUUCUUCUUUGCUUUUGGUUGGACGGACGGAUGGAUAGUCGUCUUGCAUCUGUAUUAUUCUAUGCGCACGUCAUUAUGCUUCAACCCUCUCAGAACCCGGAAUAUCACGAAGUGCGACGACGUUCUUC